UAUGAUCUUGUUUUACUCCGUCUUUUAUCGAGUUGCACUGUAUCGCCCAUGCCAGAGAGGAGAUCGUUUUUGAAGGUUUUUUCGUUACCUCAUAUCAAUUUUAGUACGUUUGCUAUGUAAAUAUUUAUCGUCAACAUCAUGGCCCGAGUUGUUAAAGUGUUUCGGACUCUUCGGAACCACUGGAAAAAGUCUACAUUUGCUUUUUGCGUCCUGUCAUAUGGAGGACACUGGCUGUAUGGAAAGCACUGUGAUAAUCUCCUGCGGAGGGAGGCCUGUUUAGAGGCCAGGGAGUUUGGACGCCAACUUAUUGGCUCACAAGAGCGACUCAAAAAAGCUACUGUUAUCUUAAACCCUGCAGCUUCCAGAGGAAAAGCCAACAAUCUUUUUGAGAAGAAUGCAGCUCCUAUCUUACACUUAGCCGGAGUUGACAUUACCAUCGUCAAGACAGACUAUGAAGGACAAGCCAAAAAAUUAAUAGAAUUGAUGGAACAGACUGACAUGUUAAUUGUUGCUGGAGGUGAUGGAACAUUGCAGGAAGUGAUUACGGGAUUACUACGUAGACCAGACCAGGAAAAAUUCAGUAACACACCUAUUGGGUACAUUCCACUUGGGUCUCACAACUCUCUGAGCCCAAGUCUUCAUCUCCUCAGUGACAACCAAGUCAAACAUAUUAUUUCGGCUACACUUUCGAUUCUAAAAGGAGAAACAGUGCCCCUUGAUGUUCUGCAAAUCAAAGGAGACAAGGAGCAGCCAGUAUUUGCUCUCAUGGGACUCCGAUGGGGAGCUUUCAGAGAUGUAGCCUCAAGUAUAAGCAAAUACUGGUAUCUUGGGCCACUGAAGACAAAAGCAGCACACUGGUUUAAAACAUUGCGGGAGUGGCCUUUAGUACGAGAAGUUACAAUAUCAUAUUUGCCACCCAAUCUUCGCCCCCCUGACUUACCCCCUCAGAAACCCCACAGGCCUAGUUUGCUGCACCGCAUCAUAAGAAGGUUAAAAAACUACUGGAAUCCACCAGUUGAAGAGCCUCCAAAAAUCGAAGAGCCUGAGAAGUGGGAAGAGAAAAAGUUGUCCACCUAUGAGCUAUGCAUUCAUACACACAACAAAAAUCCAAUUACAAGGCGGAUUUAUGACUCCUUGAUGAUCUCUGCAGAGCCUGAUGACUUCACUGUGAGCGAGUUCAUCACAGUUGGAUCCAAAAAAGAUGAAGACCCAAAUAUAUUUACUAAGGCUUCAACAGAACUGGAAGCAAGUGCAUGCAUGCUGCAGCUGCCUGAGGGAACUGGUGGUUUCUAUAACAUAGACAAUGAAGAGUAUGAGGCCAUGCCAGUGGAAGUACGGCUGUUGCCAAGGAAACUGCAUUUCUUUAUUAGUGCAGAGCGCCGGAGCCAGCUAGAAACGCAGUGAUGAGAGAGGAAAACAGUAAAGAAACAACCACAGGGAUACAACAGA
Messenger RNA from Periophthalmus magnuspinnatus, 1449 nucleotides. It is a transcript of the gene agk, whose product is annotated as acylglycerol kinase. Gene Ontology annotation, biological process: protein insertion into mitochondrial inner membrane; ceramide biosynthetic process. Gene Ontology annotation, cellular component: mitochondrion; TIM22 mitochondrial import inner membrane insertion complex. The coding region runs from base 139 to 1404 and encodes 421 amino acids. The record is from RefSeq and is a predicted model, not a curated record. Gene Ontology annotation, molecular function: acylglycerol kinase activity; ceramide kinase activity; ATP-dependent diacylglycerol kinase activity. Lineage: Eukaryota; Metazoa; Chordata; Actinopteri; Gobiiformes; Gobiidae. The transcript is spliced from 14 exons.